This is a messenger RNA of Psylliodes chrysocephalus, 2573 nucleotides long. Lineage: Eukaryota; Metazoa; Arthropoda; Insecta; Coleoptera; Chrysomelidae. The record is from the annotation of a GenBank genome assembly.
CAAUUUUGACACUGAAAGUUGUACAAUUCAAAAAUCCCUAGGAACAACACUGGAACACGCUGUUUCCCAAAUGUCACGUGAAAAGGUUAAAGUUAUAAAAGUAUGAAAUAUUAAUAUUUACGUUUUGAAAUUUAAUAAAUAGAUAAAGAUAUUAGUGAUAAAACUAAAUGAUAAAUAAUUUAAGUGUAUUGCAUUGAAAUAAUUAGCUUACGUUAGUGGUACAAAGUUGUUUCGUUAUGAGUUAUGAGUGGUACAGUGAACGUAAAAAUUUUAUUUUUUGCAAAAGCAAGAGACAUUUUUGGUAAAAGUGUUGAUUAUUUAGAAGUAGAAACACCUAUUACGCAUAAAAAUCUUUUAGAAAUAAUUGUUAACCAUUAUUCUUUAAAUCAAUUACGAAAUCAAAUUAUUCUAUCAAUUAACCAAGAUUUUUUGGAACCAGGAGAUCAAAUUCUAACUUUGAAACCAGGCGAUGAACUAGCAGUUAUACCUCCUCUAAGCGGUGGAUAAACAAAAUGAAUCAUUUAAAACUAACUCAUGAAAAAUUGUGUGUUGAAGUUAUCACUAAUUCGGUAAGCUCAGAUUCUUGUGGUGCUAUUUCCCUAUUCAUUGGAACGACAAGAGACAAUUUUGAAGGAAAACAAGUAGAUAGAUUAGAGUAUGAAGCAUACGAAUCAAUGGGAAUUAAAUCUAUGGAGAAAAUUUGUAUAGAAAUUAGAGAACAAUGGCCCAGUGUAGUAAAUAUUGCUAUAUUUCAUAGAUUAGGGGUGGUUCCUAUCAAAGAAGCGAGCAUAAUCAUCGCGACUUCUUCACCGCAUCGAUCAGACGCAAUCAAAGCCACAGAAUUUUGUAUUGAUAACAUAAAAAAAUCAGUUCCCAUUUGGAAAAAAGAAUACUACGCAAAUCAAACUGAUCCAGAAUGGAAAGAAAACAAGGAAUUGAAACGAUAUUCCCAUAGAAAAUUCGAUAUUAAACAAUCUGUGGAAGUUUCCAGAGUCCUUCCUCAUUUAAUUCAAAUUAAGGCGACGAAAGAUGAAGUUGAAAAUAGAAUAAACAAAUUUAUGGAGAGGAAACGAAGUGAAAUUAAUAUUAAUAAUAUACAAGAAUUUUGUCGUAGUGAUAGAAAUUCUGAUUUUAUUUGUGCCAGAGUUGAUGCAGAAGUUUUGAAAAGGAAAGAUUCUAAAAGUCAUUUGCAAGUAAAUCGUGUAUUAAAUUCGUAUCACUACAGAGAUCAAACGAGUUCCGACUACUUAACAAAAUUCAUUCCACCUAAUGGAGUCGAAGAAAGAUUACAAAAUAUAGAAGAACAACUGAGUUUAUCUACACCCACAUCUGCGAUUAUUUACGAACGUCUGAAAUGUUUAGAAGAUCGGUUAUUGCGUUUAGAAUCGAUGUCUCCGGAAUACAUACAGUUUUGGGAUAAGGCAAAUAUUUUUAGCGGUACCUCCAUAAGGAAGAAAAUAUAUUCCAUAGAUGAAAUUGAUGAGCUCAUAGCCGAAGCGGAAAAAAACCUUGAUAGUUGAGUUCGGGAAGUAGACUCUUUUUACUCUUCACUCCAUAACUUCAGUUAAUCAUUGAAAUUGUACAACAAUAAUUGAACAAAAAAAAUAUUUCCUGUCCUUUUAAUGUAAGAUUCAAAAAUAAAUAUUUAAAAGUUGCGUUGAUGGUAAUUUUCUUACCUACUUUCUCAGCUAAGUGUAGAAUCUUGAUUUAGUACCAUUUGACUUACAGGUGAUAAAAAUCCCAUUCCCUGGAGCUUUUCCAAUCACGACGGCACUAUAAUUGCGGUUUUUACUGGAUACUUAGUCGCUCUUACUCAAAAAUUCGCAAGAUGUCGAUCUUUUUACUUUUAAAACUGUUACUGUCAAUUUAAAAUAGUACAAUUCAUUAAAUAUGAUGUAUUAACAAUAGAAAUCUUUAAGAUGUCUCGCGGACGGACGGAAACUUGAACGGUUUACAUAAUUCAAAUUUAACAAGAAGUAGCAAUCUAGUCCGACGGAGGACUGCACGAUGACGUCACUGCCGUUUCUCCGCCCACCGUGCAGUCUACCGUCCGACCAGAUUUUACAUAGUCAAUUUUAGUCCAACGGAAGACUACACGAUGACGUCACAAGAAUCCAAUGAAGUUUGAUGUUAUUUAGCUGUCAUUGGAAAUAAUUGUGGUAUCGUAAAAAGAAAACAAACAUAUUUUUUUAAAAAAUUUAGUUUUUUUUUAAUUACAACAGAACCGAUACAUAUUUUUAUCAAAAUAAAUAACUGUGCCAAACAGUGCUUAAAUUUAAAAUUCGUAAGUUAUUAAAUGGCAGUGUGUAUCACUUACUCAAUUCUUGCAUUUUUUGCUUCAUAUAUAAAUCUAGUUGUGAAUAAUCCGUUAAGGUAUUCUGGACGAAAUUGUGUAAUAUACUCGGCCAUUGUUCGUCCAACAAUACGAGUUUGUUUACGGCGUUCGCCGUGUCGUCUAAAAGAUGGGAUAUGUGCUGUUUUGCUUUUUGGCGCAUUAUAUUUUCCUCCUAUAAAUAUUUAUUUAAUAUACAACGAUCUAUUUAAAUUUAUAAAGACAUAAAAUCUCAAAACAU